Molecule: messenger RNA, 837 nt
Organism: Punica granatum (pomegranate)
Lineage: Eukaryota; Viridiplantae; Streptophyta; Magnoliopsida; Myrtales; Lythraceae
Source: RefSeq, a predicted model, not a curated record
AUGUUCCCAUGGGUCACUCUCCUGAUCAACCCUUCUUCCAUGAACUGUAGGGCCCCAUAAUACCAAAAACUACAGUACUAAUCACUGCAAAUUCCCUCCCUGAAGACAAGUCCAUGUGAUCCUUCGGAUCAAUACGUCUCUCACCGAAGUAAACCUGACCCUGGAAUGCCUCUCCGCCACUCGCUCUGCAAUAUCCCGAAACAUUCACCAAACUCCUCCCUUUAUAAAUGUCCUCCCUCAGAAUGCCAUCUUCAACCACAGCAAAGCCUCAUACACACUUCAUUUACGAACUUUACUUUCUUCUCUCAUAAAAAGAAAUCCUGCCUUCAGGCUUCAGCAUGGCCAUUCGUGUUCCCGGAAUUCUCCGCCGAGGUAAAGGGUCAGCAUUGGUGUCCUCUGACGUCCCCAAAGGCCAUUUUGCAGUCUAUGUCGGGGAGAAGCAGAUGAAGAGAUACGUAGUGCCGAUAUCGUUCUUGGAUCAGCCUUUGUUCCUGGAAUUGUUGAGCAAGGCCGAGGAAGAGUUUGGGUUUAAUCACCCCAUGGGCGGUCUGACCAUUCCUUGCAGAGAGGACACGUUCAUUGCUGUAGCAACUCGUUUGAGAAACUUGUAAAACAAAAUAAACGAGACCCAUGACUAACAGCUCUUUAGGAUGGUUUCCAUGCCAUUUUGCGCAUUCUGAUGAGUAGAACUGUAGGAUAGCUCAGCACUCACUGGAUUUUAUAGUGAGCAUUGUUUAGUGGCGAAUUUUCCACUUCAUGUUAUGAUCCGGAACUUUCUUUGUUUUUGCAUUUUCCAAAUGCGAUGAAUGAAGCGCUGAUCAGCUAGCAAAUUCUGGA